This is a messenger RNA of Dictyostelium purpureum, 525 nucleotides long. RefSeq lists its product as uncharacterized. The record is from RefSeq and is a predicted model, not a curated record. Gene Ontology annotation, cellular component: COPI vesicle coat. Bases 1 to 525 code for a protein of 174 amino acids. NCBI's taxonomy places the organism in Eukaryota, Evosea, Eumycetozoa, Dictyosteliales, Dictyosteliaceae. Gene Ontology annotation, biological process: intra-Golgi vesicle-mediated transport; intracellular protein transport; retrograde vesicle-mediated transport, Golgi to endoplasmic reticulum. The transcript is spliced from 2 exons.
AUGGAUAUAUAUCAAAUUUUUUCAAUUAUUAUUUUAGAUAACAAUGGUAAAAGACUUUGUUCUUUAUUUUAUGAACCAAUAGGAGAACCAGAAAAAAUUAAAUUCGAAAAAGAAGUAUUUGAAAAGAGUAAAGGUUCAAAUUGCGAACUAGAUAUUAUUCAGAAUCGUAUUAUUAUUGGAUCAAAACAAAGUGAUGUAUGGGUAUAUGUUGUAGGGAAAUCAUUAGAAUCAAAUGAACUAAUACUUUUAGAUGUUUUAAAUGUUUUAAUAUCAUUAUUCAAGAAAGCAUGCACAAAUAAUGAAACUGUAAUGGUAACAAAGAAAUUAUUUUUAGAAAAUUUUUCAACUAUUAAACUAUAUAUUGACGAAGUUGUUGCUGAUGGAGUAGUAUUUGAAACAGAUGAGGACACAAUUCUUAAUCGUGUACCUCUCCAAGACCAAGCCCUUAAUGAUUUGCAAACAGGUAUUGAAUUGGUCAAAGAAAAGUUCUCACUUUCCUCUUUAUAUUCUUUUACAAGAUCAUAA